AUGAUUGAGUGUCACCCUACAGCUACUCCUGUGGACGCCCGCACCAAGCUCUCAGCUACCGAUGGUUCUCCUGUUGCAAAUCCUACACUGUAUCGCAGUCUUGCCGGUGCUCUUCAGUAUCUCACUCUGACUCGCCCUGACAUUGCUUAUGCCAUUCAGCAGGUCUAUCUCUUCAUGCAUGAUCCAUGCGAGCCUCAUCUCUCCUUGCUUAAACGGAUUCUACGCUAUGUCAAGGGCACCAUCUCUGUUGGUCUUCACCUCAGUGCUGGAUCAGUUGAUACUCUCAUCGUUUACUCAGAUGCUGAUUGGGCUGGCUGUCCUGAUUCUCGACGCUCUACGUCAGGCUACUGUGUUUACCUUGGCGAUAAUCUAGCGUCCUGGUCCUCCAAACGACAGACUAUUGUCUCUCGUUCCAGCGCUGAAGCGGAAUACCGGGCUGUGGCAAUCCUGUCCAUCAUCGGUGUACGAAGCAUAUUGAAAUUGACAUCCACUUUGUUCGCGACAAGGUUGCUCUGGGACAAGUUCGGGUGCUCCAUGUCCCGUCAUCACAUCAGUUUGCGGUCAUCAGGACAAAAGGACUGCCUAUUCAGUUAUUACUGA
This is a messenger RNA of Sorghum bicolor (sorghum), 600 nucleotides long. RefSeq lists its product as uncharacterized. The coding region runs from base 1 to 600 and encodes 199 amino acids. The record is from RefSeq and is a predicted model, not a curated record. The transcript is spliced from 2 exons. NCBI's taxonomy places the organism in Eukaryota, Viridiplantae, Streptophyta, Magnoliopsida, Poales, Poaceae.